Carassius gibelio (silver crucian carp) is the source of this 2204-nucleotide messenger RNA. RefSeq names its product membrane-spanning 4-domains subfamily A member 4A. The transcript is spliced from 7 exons. The record is from RefSeq and is a predicted model, not a curated record. Bases 606 to 1355 code for a protein of 249 amino acids. Gene Ontology annotation, cellular component: membrane. Lineage: Eukaryota; Metazoa; Chordata; Actinopteri; Cypriniformes; Cyprinidae.
UAGCUUUGUAGAUGCGUAUCACACAUUACAUUUGGUCAAAGGCAAGAACUUGCAUGUAAUGUGUACAAUGAAUUUUAAGUAGUGCUUAUAUCUCCACCUUGAAAAUGCCAACUUUUCAUCGGAUUGCUCCUGACUUGCCAUUUCUGCUGCUGCUGCGAAUCUCUGUGUAGCUGUUGCGUGUGUGCAUGUGUGUGUGUUUGGCGCCGCUGGCGCUGCCGCGUGUGCUGGCAUGUGUAAAAACACUGCCACUGAUUGGCUACCAUGAAACACAUGACUCUGCAGAGUGCAAUGUUUGGAUGAGACCAAAAUAGAAAUGAUGUGUUUAUAUAAGAAGAGAUAUGUUUGGAGAAAGGAAAACACUGCAUUCCAGCAUGAGAACCUUAUCCCAUCUGGGAAACAUGGUGGUGGUAGGAUCCUGGUUUGGGCCUGUUUUGCCAUCAUUGAUGGAACAUUUCAGGACAUGUGUGCCUCUGUGUGUGUGAAAGAACAUCUGCUAAAUGCCUUACAGUAAAUUAUGUAAAUCAAAUUAAACAUGCUGUUUCAUAAUCAUAUUGUUCAUGUUUUGAUUUACUAUGAUUUUGAACAGGUCAGUUUGAUAAACCAGAAUGUCUCACACUGUCGUACCCAUGAACUCUUCAACACUCAUCAUUCAGCUGCAACCAGCAACACAAACAGCACCUGGGUCGACGGACACAAAUGCUCCUGGAAUGACGGGAGUUUCACCUCUUCUAGGAAUUCAGGCAUUUCUGAAAGGACAACCAAAAGCCCUUGGGACGGUCCAGAUAAUGAUCGGUGUGAUGACUUUCCUGUUUGGCAUUGUGUCUACAGUUUAUGCAGAAGCCAUCUUUAUCCAUACUGGUAUUACUUACUGGGGAUCUCUCAUCUACAUUGCUGCAGGGUCACUCAGCAUUGCUGCAGAAAACAACAAAGAAAAACCCUCCAGUUUGUGUUUGAUGAAUGCUUCACUGGGAAUGAACAUUUCCAGUAUUAUAACUGCAGGGAUUGCCAUUGUUUACCUUUCACUAGAUUUUGUUUUAUGGCGAUACCCUAACUGCAACGACUAUUCCUGUUAUUUAGAGCAAAAGUAUGAGACUCUCUUCAGGGGAAUCAGAGGUGUUAUAAUGUUAUUCACCGUACUCGAGCUUAUCAUCUCCAUCUGUCUGUCAGCAUUUGCCUGUAAAGCCAGUGCCUGCCAUUCUCCUCCUCUGGUGCAGUUUGCGCAGGUUUUAUCACCUCAGUCCUCUGAUUUCACGCGUUUACAUGAUCUUAACAACUCAGAGAUACCUGUGGCAAGCAGCUCUUCCAUUAAUCACCAGUCUGCAGACACUCCUCCACAAUACAGUGAAUCUAAAUAAAUAUGAAUAAGUGGGCUGUUACCUUAUGAAACAAAAAAAUAUAUGUGAAUGUAUUAGAACAGUGGUUCCCAAACCUGUCCUAGAGGACCCCCUGCCCUGAACCUUUUGUAUGUGUCCUUCAUCUAACACACCUGAUUCCACUCAUCAGUUCAAUAGUAGAGACUCUGAGAACUAAAUUAGUUGUGUCUGAUUAGGGAGACACACAAAUGUUCAGGUCCUCCAGGACAGGUUUGGGAACCACUAAAUUGGAAAAUAUAAUGCAAUAUAUUAAAUAAUAUAUUUAUACAUAUAUUGUUAUUGUUAUCUUAUAUUUUUCUACAUACUGCAAUAUAUACUGCACCACAAUUUUACAUGUAAUAGCUUUAUUAAAAAUCAAUUUCGAUUUCAAAAGUUAAUGCUUAGGUUCACAUAAAGCUGAACACAAACUUUUCUCUCAUAUUGUUUGCAUAGUUACACAUUCAGUACCGUAUUUUUCGGACUAUAAGUCACACCUAAGUUGCAUACGUCAUGAUGAGGAAAAAAAAACAUAUAUAUGUCGCACUGGACUAUAAGUCGCAUUUAUUUAGAACCAAGAACCAAGAGAAAACUACCGUCUCCAGCUGCGAGAGGGCGCUCUGUGUCUUCAGUGUAGACUACAGGAGAACUGAUCAGCUGGAGACGGUAAUGUUUUCUCUUGGUUCAUGUCAAAUUUAUUUGGAUAAAUAAGUCGCACCUAACUAUAAGUCGCAGGACCAGCCAAACUAUGAAAACAAGUGCGACUUAUAGUCCGGAAAAAGGUAUAUGAAAAUAUUUGUGGUAUAUAAAAAACUGUACUGAAAAGAUAAAUAAAAGUUUUGGACUUUUAGAUGA